AUCAUCGUCCAUCGCCCAACGCCCAUCAAUCCGCCGACAACCAGUUGAGAGCCGUGACCGAUCACUACCGACAACAUGGCUACCGAACUUACCGUCCAGUCGGAGCGCGCCUUCCAGAAGCAGGGCAUCUUCCUCAACCAGAAGACCAAGGCCAAGUCCACGCGCCCUGGAAAGGGUGGCCGCCGAUGGUACAAGGACGUCGGUCUGGGUUUCCGCACCCCCAAGACCGCCAUUGAGGGCACCUACAUCGACAAGAAGUGCCCCUUCACCGGCCAGGUCUCCAUCCGUGGCCGUAUCCUCACCGGCACCGUUGUCUCCACGAAGAUGCACCGCACUCUCAUCAUCCGCCGCGAGUACCUCCACUUCAUUCCCAAGUACGCCCGUUACGAGAAGCGCCACAAGAACCUCGCUGCCCACGUCUCCCCCGCUUUCCGUGUUGAGGAGGGUGACCAGGUCACCGUUGGCCAGUGCAGGCCUCUGAGCAAGACUGUCCGCUUCAACGUCCUCCGUGUGCUUCCCCGAACUGGCAAGGCGGUCAAGAAGUUCAGCAAGUUCUAAUCGGCUCUUUGGCAUUUACGGCGUGUACGCGGUGAGGGUUCUGCUUUACGCUACCGGAUGGGCGGUCACCAGGGAACGGCAUCCGCAUGAUUUGUGCAAUAGAUGCAGAUCAGACCAAAAGAAUUCGAUCAGCCAAAACCAACGGAAGAUGGUUUCGACAUGUGAGGCACAACGGUUAUGGAUUGUUUGACGACUGGGACCAAAGGGUGGGAGAGGCGGAUCUGUGUCGCGUGCCAGCGCGCGCACCAGGCCAUGGUCAACUCCUUUUUUGGGGAAAGGGCGAUCUGGCUUGACGUGGAAUGACAAAACGACGGCUCGUUCAUCCU
Molecule: messenger RNA, 884 nt
Organism: Verticillium alfalfae VaMs.102
Lineage: Eukaryota; Fungi; Ascomycota; Sordariomycetes; Glomerellales; Plectosphaerellaceae
Product: 40S ribosomal protein S11
Exons: 4
Coding region: 76-558 (160 amino acids)
Biological process (GO): translation
Cellular component (GO): cytosolic small ribosomal subunit; ribosome
Molecular function (GO): structural constituent of ribosome
Source: RefSeq, a predicted model, not a curated record